This is a messenger RNA of Strongyloides ratti, 1395 nucleotides long. RefSeq lists its product as hypothetical. The transcript has a single exon. The record is from RefSeq and is a predicted model, not a curated record. The coding region runs from base 1 to 1395 and encodes 464 amino acids. Lineage: Eukaryota; Metazoa; Nematoda; Chromadorea; Rhabditida; Strongyloididae.
AUGAAUCUAUCUAUUUUUCUUUUUAAUAAACAGUUAUUUGUUCUUUUUUUGUGUAUAUUAUAUGGUGUUUUAUCUGAAAAUAGAUAUGGUUCAAAUAGUCAUAAUUCAAGAAAAAAUAUACCAUAUAAUCAAAAACAAGGUAUAGUAAGUACAUCAAGUCAAUCAUCAACUAUAAGACAAGGUAGAUCUGAAAUGUUAGAUGUUGAAAAGUUAAAUAUUUUAUUAAAAUCAUUAGACAAAACUUGGAUACUACCACGACAGGGUGCCAAAGAACCUGUUGGAUCAAAUUUUCAACUUAAAAAAACAUGUGCUUCAAUUUAUAAAGCUAGACAUGGAGCAUGUAGUCAAAUGGGUUUUGGUAUAAUGUGUUUUAAUUAUUGUUAUGAACAGGGAGAAGUUUUGUCAUUUAGUUGUCAAGAUACUAGUGAUACUGUUUAUUGUAAAAGUAAUGGUAAUUUUGAUCAAAUGUUAUCAAAAAGUAGAAAAGAUCCAUAUAAAUCAAAAAGUUAUGUUCACCAAACAUUAAGUAGAUGUUACGCCACAGCUAUUUGUAACUCUCAAGGACUCUUAAAUUCUACUUUAAUUGAUACCGAUCAUUCACAAUUCAAUAAUAUGACAACUGAUAAAGAAAAAAAUUCUAUUAAAAAUAAUAAAGAAAUUAAUAGUAUAGUAAGUAUAAAUAAUAAAUUUAUGAAAAAAAAUUCAAUGACAAAGAAUGAAAAUAUUGAUGAAAGUAUAAAUAAAGAAGAAAAUACUACUAAAACAACUUCAAAACCAAAUAUUUGGGAUAGAUUUACAAUUGGUGUUAAAGAUAAAACAACACCAAAACAUUUACCAUUUUGGCAAAAAUUAUUACAAUCUACUACAGGAGCAACUAAAAUUGAUAAUGUAAAACAAGAAAAUGAUAAAAAAAUUACUGAAAAUGAAUUAUCAUCUUCAUCAACUGGUAAAAUAGAUUCAUCAACAGAAAUUAUUGAAGAGUCGGAGGAGGAAUCAAAUGAAGAUACAACAAUAUCAUCAUCAAUUUCCCCAACAACUACCACCACCACAACUACCACAACACCGAAACCAAAAUCAAAGAAAAAAAAGUUAAAAAAAAUUAAAACACCAAUGAGUCGCCUUCAAACACAACCUUUAACACCAUCAACUACUUCUUCAACAGAAGAAAACAUAAAUGUUAAGAACAUUUCAUCAACUACUUUAAACACCGCAGAAAAUGAAGAAGAAAUUUACAAAGAAACUGAUAUCAUGACAAGUCCCAUCGAUUUUGAUUCUUUAAAUGAAGACAAAGAAAAUAAAGAUGGUAAACCAAAUAUGAAUGGUUUUUGGACAAAAUUUCAACCAGGAAAAUGGUAUCAAUCAGUUUAUUAUAUGACAAACACUGGUAAAAAAUAA